Polyodon spathula (Mississippi paddlefish) is the source of this 3347-nucleotide messenger RNA. It is a transcript of the gene tmem200b, whose product is annotated as transmembrane protein 200B. Lineage: Eukaryota; Metazoa; Chordata; Actinopteri; Acipenseriformes; Polyodontidae. Bases 579 to 1901 code for a protein of 440 amino acids. The transcript is spliced from 2 exons. The record is from RefSeq and is a predicted model, not a curated record.
AAGGUAUUGGAUGUGCAAACGGACGUCUUGCAGGACCGAUGAACCAAUACUGCCUUUACCAACCCAACCAAUCAAAAACCAGAACUCACGAAUAAAUAGUUUACUUUGCUGGCCAAGAUUAUGAAUACUCCCAUGGCUGUCCAGCUAUGUUUCAUGAUCAGUUUUUAGAGAUAUUCAUAUAAUUAUAUCAGUAGCUUUUCAAUACACGUAGCAGACUAUGUUAGGAAAGAUUGUUUCACGACCCCCUCCCCUACUGACUGGCAGCUCGAGUAGAAAUUUUUUAUUUAUUUUUUUAUGUUACUGAAUUCCUUAGUCUUUCCACAUUGAAGUUAGAGAGGGAAGGACAGAGACGCGAGCGGGAUACGCUGACAAUUCAUCAAGUGUCCAUUCCGUAUUUUUUUUUUCACGGAGUAGUCUGGAUUUAUUGACAAAGAUGACAGCAUGGAAAACUGUUUAGUAGAAGGAAGAAGCUUUUUGCCGGAUCGAAAAUCAGAGAAAGAGAGGCGAAGGAGACGCAACCAGGAUUCAAGCAACAUGAACAAUUCUGAUCCGAAAAGUAGCAGCUGUCAUCCUUAAGAAUGAAUUCAGAAAUGACAGCAGCCAGGAGCACUGGAGGAGACCAUGCUAUGAGAAGCCAAGAACCGUGGAGUCUGGCCCAGCCCUCCCCAACCCGCCAGCGUGUGCUCAGGUUUGGCUGCCGGUCCAAGCGAGAACCGCCCAUCAAGGGGAAGCUGAGGAUCAAGUCUCCCCCCGGAGCCUUCCUGAUCCUGGGGGUGUUUGUGGUGCUGGUGGGCAUGGCGGUGGCAGUGGCAGGCUACUGGCCUUACAGGGGACAGAGGGGUGGCUCGAUGAGUCAUGCUGGGGGCGGCUUAAAUGAUUCCCGGCCGGCUAGGAGAGUCGUGGGUGGGAGGACAAUCCUAUCCACCCCACACCUGCUGCAUCAUGACAGGAUGAAGCUGAUGGGCCCAGUCAUCAUGGGAGUGGGGCUGUUCAUCAUUAUCUGUGCCAACACCAUGCUGUACGAGAACCGAGACAAGGAGACCCAGCUCCUCCUUACCCAGGAGAUGAUCUGCUCCAUUAAGGCCACAGGUCUCUUUGACAAACAGGACAACACAGGCUCCAGGCACUACCAGUGGAUGACCAACCUGUCCUCUGCUGAUCUGAACAUCCGUUGCUUGGAGGAGCUGGUGGGAUCCGAUUGUCUCUGUCUGCAGACGCAGCCCAACCACGGAGGCAAGUGGGUGGGCUGCUACCAACCUGACUGUCUCCAGACCAAAGUCCAGCUGCUGCACCACGAGAAACCUUCUCCAACCCUGUCCCUAUGCAGCAUCCACUCGGAUUCCUGCAACUCCAGUAAGGGGAACAUCAACGUCCACUCCUGCCAGGCUGUGGAGACUGCAGGGGUUAGCUCCAGCACCAAUACCCCCUCCCUGCCUGUUAUCAAACUCAACAACCGGCUGUUCGAAGCAAGUUUCUCCAUCAACGCUGCUGCAGAGCAGUGCGCCUCUCCAGAGGAACUGGCUGGGAGUACCUUCAGCAGUGGUAGAACUUCCGAUGGAGGGGGACUGGCAGGAGGUCACUCAAUGGCAGCUGGGCCAAAUGUGGACCCUUUUUCCAGGGGAGAGAUCUUUUUCCAAGACCCUUGCAGAAAAGAGUUCAGCUCUGAUGUUUGCCUGGACUUGGCCGGCCAUUCCCGGUCCUUAGAUCUGGGCCGGGGAGGAGCGAGGUUAGGGGCUCCGAUGGAGGAGCGGAAAAACCGAAGUUGGCCAAGGCUGGACCUUUGCAGCAUGAAGCGCUACAUCAAACUGGAGAGCCACAAAGACUCUGUGGAUAAGCUAUUGGACCAGCUAGAACAUCAGUAUUCUCAAUGGGAGAAAAACUAUACAGGGCCCUAUCAGUGAGGUUGCUUAGUCAGACGGCUUGUCUGUAGAUAGAGGAUGACCUCUCAGUUUCACUAUUAGUAAGAAAUAAAGCAUAGUAAAGCAUACAUUUCCAGGCAAACUGAACCCUCUCCUGGCUAAUUCUUUGUUUAGGGGACAGCUAACCAUUGUGGGAUACAGUUCCUGGAUGGGUUUAUAAUUUCCAGAAGGCUAUCAAAGGCUGUGUUUGUGUACUACUGAUACUUUUUAUUUUAAUGACAGAAAAACCAUUUACCCGUUGGGCUGCAGGUCCUAGAACCCAGGGCUGUUAGUAUUAAUAUUAGUAAGAAUGUGGUUGAGGAUGAUUGAGCGUGGUGGAAGAAGUUAAAAAAAAAAACAUUCUAAUUCAGUGCAUUAUGCCCUGUUUAACUGGAACAGUUUUCAUAGCAAAAUGCAGUGGGCUCAAGAAAUUCAGCGGUUACACUGCUAGUCUUCAGGGAAGAAUGCAGUGGGUUCACAAAGUUGUACAGUAUUAGCUACUGCUGUUAGAAAACAAAGUAAAAAAUCAGUGUCAGAAAACCCUAGGACACUUAUUCAGCACUCCGAUUCCUUCAGGUGGUGAAACAGCCUAUAGAGCCACUGCAUUUGAGACCAGGAGUUUGUGCAGUAUUGGAUGCAAAGCAGCAACGCCUGUUCCGUGCAACCACCUACAGCAUCAGAACGUUUGAGAUUUGAACAGUGCUGCCCACCAAGGGCCUAAAAUCAGCCCUCGAUCAAACUCUAUUUGACCUACAGUCUUACCCAUCAAGACUGAAACUGAACUGGAAGAUGCAUCUUUUCUAUAUUGCAGGAAGACCAUAAUCAAAGCCUGUCAUUCAAAAGUGUGUGUUGCAGGAGUUGGCAGGUGUUGCUAAUGUGCUGUACAGUGCGGAGGUGUACUGGUUAGGGUACAGUGCAACAAGGUUUAUACCACUCCAGCGGGUUUGGAAGAGUCAGGGUCAUUAAUAAGCUCAGAAAGCGAGGUCGGCUGUAUAGGAGCUAGUGCUGCACUGUGGAGCACAGCAAUCCACACAAACCCAAGCAGCUGUUCCUUCACUUGUUUGACUCGGAAUGGUAAAUCAGCCCAAUCAACACCAAUGCCCCUCCCCUGAUUAUCAGCACCUGAUUUCUAUGGAGAGCUCAAUCCGAGUAAUUGAAUAAUGGGUUCGUGCAGCUCUGUUGUGUGUCCUAACCAGUACAAGGUAGGACCGGUGUGGUGGAUUGGUAGGGGAGUAGCAACAUGAAAGAGCUGAGAAAGAACACAUCUGUGAGAGCAAUUACAUUGAGAUCAUAGCCAGGAUUGUUAAACUACAAGUGGGACUUCUUUGCUAUCAGUAAUGGAUGUUGAGUGAACUGAUGGGAAUACAGCGAUGUCAUACAGUUCUCGGUUGUAUAAGGUCAAUUGUAAGGAGAUGCACAGAUUAAAAGGGCAGAUGUCAUUGCUACAAA